CACCGGCCGAGCGUGUCCCGCCUCAGGCCCGGCCCCGCUGCGGGGUGAUCCCGGUAAUCCCGGGCCAUCUGGCGCUGUAAUCGUCUGAAUCGGGGUCUUGAUUGAAGCUUUUCUCUGAAAGACUGGAAAAGAAUACAGAACAUAAUGACUACUACGGAUGAUAAACUGCUUGGUGAGAAGCUGCAGUAUUAUUAUAGCAGCAGCGAGGGUGAGGAUGAAGACAGUGAGAAGGAGGAUAAAGAAGGGGAGAGCAGCAUUCCUGAAAGUGUGGGCGAGGUGGAGCUCAGCAGUGAUGGCAGCGCUGUCAAUACAGGUCCCAAGGGAGUCAUUAAUGACUGGCGAAGAUUUAAGCAGCUGGAAACGGAGCAGCGGCAGGAGCAGCGCAGGGAGAUGGAGAGGCUCAUUAAGAAGCUGUCCAUGACGUGCAGGUCUCACUUGGAUGACGAGGCUGAUAAGCAGAAGCAGAAAGAGCUUGAAGAAAAAAUCAAUGGAAAGAUGACUUUACAAGAAUACAACAUGAUCCACAAUGAUGAGGACGAUGAGGAAUUCUUGCAGCGCUACAGGAAGCAGCGGAUGGAGGAGAUGAGGCAGCAGUUGUACAGUGGGCAGCAAUUCAAGCAGGUCUUUGAGAUCACCAGUGGAGAAGCAUUUCUGGACACUGUGGACAAAGAGCAUAAGAGCACACUGAUCAUGAUCCAUAUUUAUGAAGAUGAUAUCCCUGGCACUGAAUCCCUGAAUGGCUGCAUGAUCUGCCUGGCUGCUGAGUACCCAACAGUGAAAUUCUGCAGAGUGAAGAGUUCACUCAUUGGUGCCAGCACUCGCUUCACUAACAAUGCCCUGCCAGCUCUGCUGAUCUACAAGGCAGGGGAGCUCAUUGGCAAUUUUGUGCGCAUCACCGACCAGCUUGGAGAAGAUUUUUUUGCUGUAGACCUGGAGGCUUUUCUGCAGGAAUGUGGUUUGCUGCCAGAAAAAGACCUACUGCUCCUGACUUCUAUACAUAAUCCAUCUGCAUGUUACAGUGAAGACAGUGAUCUGGAAAUAGACUGAGCCAUUUAUGGCAAGGGCCCGUAGGUGUAGUUGUGCUGUGGGAUGUUCUUGUGCUAGGGAUUGUUCUCUUUCUCCAUCGUGUGGGUAUGUAUUCCUCCCCUUCAUGCACUUUGGCUCAUCAAAAAUAACGAGUUCAUAACAUUUUCUUAAAUUAAUUCCAUAUCUGCAACUAAAACAAUCUCAUUUCUGCGCAGUUCAAAUAUGUUUUACUUACCGCGAAGUUCUAACAUGAUUCAGUCAGUUUAGGAAGUUGUUGUCAUGUCUCAGUGUCCUUGCACGUUUCAAUUAAGAUGUGGCCACCAACUCCCCAAGACAAGAACUGAGACUGCAAAUAAAAGAGUUUUAAAAAUUCAAGACUUACUAACCUGGUGCUGAGCUGCUCCAGUUAAAAGUGUGAGGUCCCUUGUUCCAUUCCGCAAUUUGCAGUCUCCUUUCUGGGAGGAUCUUGUUCUAAUGCCUGGCCUUAAAUUUUUGUUCCUUUCUCGCUUACAAAUAACGACAGCCCCUGGCUUCAUCCUAAAAAUUGCUUUUCAGCUGGAGAGAGUUCUUCUUCCCUUCACCUUCCCUGAGACAUAAAUGCAAUUACAGCUCUUAAUACAUUAUUGGGUUUUAAAAUA
This is a messenger RNA of Pseudopodoces humilis (Tibetan ground-tit), 1664 nucleotides long. RefSeq names its product phosducin like (gene PDCL). Gene Ontology annotation, biological process: regulation of G protein-coupled receptor signaling pathway; heterotrimeric G-protein complex assembly. NCBI's taxonomy places the organism in Eukaryota, Metazoa, Chordata, Aves, Passeriformes, Paridae. Gene Ontology annotation, cellular component: cytoplasm. The record is from RefSeq and is a predicted model, not a curated record.